CUGCUCGGCGGCCCCUUCAACGUUGGCGUUACACAGGCGCUGUGCUGUGGCUUGGUCUUUGCGCGACGCAACUUGAACCCCACCAACCGAUUUCUCCAUCGAACAACAACCACCACCAACUUGCUCGCCAUCUGGAUCUGACCUAACAGAUUGCUUCCCCGCUCCCGCCGAGGAAGCUGGCAAAAUCUUCUCCUGUUUCCUCUCGAGCUGGCCAGAACUUGCCUGCUUCAAUUAUGCUCGGGAUAUGUGGUGGAAACUCGGACAAUGGCGACAACAGACCACAUGACGCCGCGACCGGCGGAGGAGACAGGCUUUGGCCGGCUUUGCAGAUCCCCAAGAACCGCAGCACAGGAAACUUGGGGGCUGCCGGCGACGACAGUUCCGACAGGGCCCGCGUCCGCUUCUCGUUCGAUGCCGGCGCCGGCGCCGCCGAGUACGACGCACUCUCGAGGAGCGCCCUCAUGACCGACCACGACCACGGCUUGGGCAUGUCCGGGCUGAGACGAAUACGUCAGCAACACAAUCCCAUGCGUGUCCCUACUUUGCCUGCCUCGUCUAGCCGGACGCCCUCCGACGGCACCCUGACGAGAUCUGCCUCCAUCUCCACGCUGCUAGAACCGCAUGUCCAAUCAAUACCGCUUUCGCCCGGUCCUACCUCGCCCACCUUCACCGAAGAUCUCUCGCGUUUCCCGUCCGAAUCGCUGCAUUCUUUCUCGUUUGCCCACCAGUCCGAGGACCUGAUACACAGCCGCCAGAACGUUCUGAAGCGGUCAAUCGAAUUCAUGAAGGACCGGAAGGGUUGGACUGUCUCGUCCAACGCCGGGAUAGCCAGCGCGCAGGCGCGCGUCACUGGAGACGUGGAAAUGCAGAAUAUGCUUGAUCUUCUGGCGAAAGCGCAACUUUUAGGCGCUGGGAAUAUUCCUCAUGGAGACUCCGGCAUCCUUACGGGCCCCCUGACGGGGCCGGCGGCCACUUCAGACGCAAACGUAUUCGACAAAGGAUUUGCCCCAAGGACCGCAAGCCCCGAAUCCAUAGACAGGACGCCUCUCGUGUCGCCAACCGCCCCUGUCCCAGCACCAGGGCCCAGCCCCGUCGAAUCUCGGGAAUCCGAGAGGUCGGCCGUACCGGCUUUGGCGACGGAUUUGCGACCCGAGCCUUUGCCCAGUGAGGGCACCGGGUCCGAAAACUCGUCGAGGACGCCAACGAAUGAAAGCGGCACAACGGCAAAGACCUCCCCCCCGUCAUCGAGGCGUCCCAGCGUGCUGAAGCGAACAAUGACCGAGUCGGACACGGUUCAGGUGUCGGUACAGCAGAAGCUCGUCGACGCCAUGGCACGUCCGUUUCUCGCUAUCGAGCCGCCCCAGCCGCAGCCGCAGCACAGGCCAUCACAGCCGUUCCCGCCCGCCAUCCACCCGCCGGUUGCCCCGGCCCCGGCAGCGCAUGGCCACGCGAUGAGAUGGGUGCCUGCUGCGCAAGCAAUCUUCACCACGGAGGCGAAAUCGCCGUGGACAAUACACUCCGCCAAUGAUAUUGCCUGCUUGCUGUUCGGUGUCACAACGGCUGAGGUGAGGAAAAUGGGCAUACUGGAGGUGGUCCAAGAGGAGCGCAGGGCCUGGCUUGUGCGUAAGUUGCAGAAGGGCCUCCGCGACGAUUCCGGGGAUGGCUCCGAGGGCGAGAUUUCCGAGCCCUCCCCUGCUGUGCCGUCAUCAACGCUCCUCGGCGCCCGCACCGGUGGGAUCACGGCGAAGCUCCUCAGCAAGCCCAACUCGAGAUCCCAGACACCCAAAACCGGAAGGCGGCCGGCGACCAUUCACAACGGAGACCCGAAGCCGCCGAGGCCGGGACAGGCUCAUCGCACCACCAGCAAAUCUAGAGGCGUGCUGCUUUGUGGAGACGUUGUGCCGAUUCAAAAACGAAACGGAGCCACUGGCUCCGCUAGCUUUUGGGUUAUUGAAAAACGGGUGGGCUUGAUCUGGGUGUUGGAGGAAAUCCAUGAGGACGUUGCUUACAUCGAUCUCGACGAAGACGGCACUGUGACCAAGCUCUCCGGCGCUCUGGGGCCGAUUUGGGGCGAUGAGAACCUCAAGCCGGGUUUGGAUAUCGGCUCGUUGAUUCCCCGGAUUUCACGGCAGGGUAUUGACCCGCGCUUUGGCGAGAUCGACUACCGAGAAGUCGCGAGGAGGAAGUACUACACCUGCCGCACCCGUGACGGGAUUCACAUCCCAGCGACUGUGGAACAAGUUAGGGGGUCCACGCAGCUGCGCGUGUCAAGCUUCCCGCACAUCGCCGGCAUUGUUGUGGUCCGUCCCCAGGACCUCACAAUCCAGAGUUCGAACUCCGUGUUCUGCGGCGCGCUCUUCGGCCACGAGAAGCCGGAUGGCAUCUCGAUCAACCAGCUGGUGCCGAAUUUCGACAAGAUCCUCCGCAUCCUCACCGAGCGGGAUGGCGUUCACUUCGUUGAGGGCAUUGUGAUACCUGAGCACUCGUUCCGCAAGGCUUCAGCGUUCUUGGCGCUUGAGGAGGGCCGUCCGGAUGCUGCUGCGGCAUUCCUGCGCCCCGAGUGUCUUCCGGCCCGGCACCGCGACGGCUCUCAACUCAAGAUUGACAUCCAAAUGCGAGUCGUCAAGAGCGAAAAGCACAUCGCGGCGCACAGCCCAGCCGUCCUGGAGAACAGCGAGGAAGAGUCGACGUCGGACGAAGCCAGCGACAAGUUCGUCGUCGCGCAGACGGAGAUGGUAUACGCCCUCUGGAUUACGUAUUCGAGGCAUCUCCACGCUGUGCGGAGAGACUUGGCUGUGUCAUCGCCGUUGCUCGCCGGCGUGGCUACCCCAUUGCACCAACCGUCUCCUGGUCAGACGCCCGCCCCCACGCCGCCGGAGCUGCAAUCCGAUUCGGACGAGUCUCAGGUGGAGGAAAAGCCCCGAAGCUCGUCCUUGGCCCGGCAACUCAAGACUGCUGCCGUGAACGCCGCCGCCAAAUUGACAGGCUCCCAACGAGCCUCCGAGCCGCAGCAGGGGCAGACGGUGGCCGCCCAGCCAGCCGAGCCACCCAGGAAGAAGACCAUCGACGACUUUAUCAUCUUGGAAGAGAUGGGCCAGGGCGCCUACGGACAGGUCAAACUGGCGCGGUACCGCCCAACGGGCAAGACGUGCGUGCUCAAGUACGUCACCAAGAAGCGCAUUCUCGUCGACACAUGGACUCGCGACCGCCGACUCGGCACCGUCCCACUCGAGAUCCAUGUGCUCGACUACCUGCGGCGCGAUGGCCUCCGGCACCCCAACAUCGUCGAGAUGGAGGACUUCUUCGAGGACAGCGUGAACUAUUACAUCGAGAUGGCGCCGCACGGCCGGCCCGGCCUCGACCUGUUCGACUACAUCGAGCUGCGCACCAACAUGGAUGAGCAGGAGAUCCGCAGCAUCUUCGUGCAGGUCGCCCGCGCCGUCCACCACCUUCACACCAAGGCGCUCGUGGUGCACCGCGACAUCAAGGAUGAGAACGUCAUCCUGGACGGCGAGGGCAAUAUCAAGCUGAUCGACUUUGGAAGCGCGGCGUACAUCAAGAGCGGGCCCUUUGACGUCUUUGUGGGCACCAUUGAUUAUGCCGCCCCAGAAGUUCUGGCCGGCAAGCCCUACGGCGGGAAGGAACAGGACGUCUGGGCCCUCGGCAUCCUGCUGUACACCAUCAUCUACAAGGAGAACCCGUUCUACAGCAUCGACGAGAUCAUGGACCACGACCUGCGCGUGCCGCACAUCAUCAGCGAGGAGAGCAUCGACCUCAUCCGCAAGAUGCUCAACCGCGACGUCCAGCAGCGCUUGGACAUCGAGCAGGUGCUUGCGCAUCCUUGGUGUCAAAUGCUGUGAGCUCUUAGAGCUGUCUGGGGAUUUGAGAGUGGGCGGAGAGGAGGUAAUAAUGGAGGGGAUCCGCCUUCUUGCGGAGGUAUGUGCCGCGGUCGAUCUUGCCCUCUCGGAGAGGAGAGAGUGGGCGAUGUUUGGAGUGUGCAGAAUGCAUGGAACUCCGAGGAGAUGGGAUAUAUGGCUCAACGAGCGGGCGACGGCGGGCGAUCCGGCCUGCAGCGACGA
Thermothielavioides terrestris NRRL 8126 is the source of this 4079-nucleotide messenger RNA. RefSeq lists its product as uncharacterized. Bases 234 to 3860 code for a protein of 1208 amino acids. Gene Ontology annotation, biological process: intracellular signal transduction; negative regulation of glycogen biosynthetic process; protein phosphorylation. The transcript has 5 exons. NCBI's taxonomy places the organism in Eukaryota, Fungi, Ascomycota, Sordariomycetes, Sordariales, Chaetomiaceae. Gene Ontology annotation, molecular function: ATP binding; protein serine/threonine kinase activity. Gene Ontology annotation, cellular component: cytoplasm; nucleus; cytosol. The record is from RefSeq and is a predicted model, not a curated record.